This is a messenger RNA of Linum trigynum, 2236 nucleotides long. NCBI's taxonomy places the organism in Eukaryota, Viridiplantae, Streptophyta, Magnoliopsida, Malpighiales, Linaceae. The record is from the annotation of a GenBank genome assembly.
AUGCUUUACAUACCGGUUGAAUGAAAUAACACAGAUUUUCCCAUAAAAAUAAUUCUCCAAUGCAAAAUACCUUCUUUUAAAUAGACACAACAGUUGUUUUUGUUUUUCUCUGAAGAAUGAAUGGCAGGCGUCGGCGCCAGCGGCAGCAGCUUAGUUUUAAGGACACUAAGCCUAAAGAAUCCGAAGCUCGUGUUGCUGGAAACCUGUUCCAACCUCUCCCACCUGAAAAUCAUCCAUGCGCACAUGAUCACAACCCAAUCCAUCUCCGACGUAUUUGCCGCCAGCCGCUUGAUUUCUUCCUGCAUCAACGCUGGCUUCCUCGACUACGCUGUCGAGCUUUUUCGCCGAGUCCAGAAUCCAAACCUUUUCAUUUUCAAUGCACUGAUCAGAGGAUUUUCUGGCAGCCGGAACCCAGCUCAGUCAUUCUGUUUCUACGUCCAGUCCCGGCAAGCCGGCGUCUUUCCUGAUAAUCUGACUUACCCAUUUUUGGUCAAGUCGUGUGCUGAAAUGGGUUCUUUGGGAAUGGGAACUCAAGCCCAUGCCGAGAUUAUUACCCAUGGGUUUGAGAACGAUGUCUUCGUCCAGAAUUCGCUCGUCAACAUGUAUGCUCAUCUCGGCGACAUAGCCGCCGCUAGUUCCAUUUUUCGUGGGAUUACCCGGUUGGAUGUUGUCUCUUGCACUUCCAUGAUAGCUGGUUACAACAAGAUUGGGGAUGUCGCAUCCGCACGCCAACUGUUCGACGAAAUGCCUGAGAAGAACUUGGUCACGUGGAGCACGAUGAUCAACGGGUAUGUGCGGAACAAUUUCUUCAAUGAGGCGAUAGAGCUCUUUCGCCUUCUUCAAUCUCAACGGAUUCGAGCUAAUGAAAAAGUAAUGGUCAGCGUGAUUGCUUCCUGUGCUCAUCUGGGAGCUUUAGAAAUCGGAGAGAAGGCUCACGAGUACAUUGUCAUGAACAAUCUGACCGUAAACGUUAUCCUCGGAACUGCUCUUGUGGAAAUGUAUGCGAAGUGCGGCUCAAUUGAUAAAGCCCUCCAAGUGUUCGACCAAAUUCCCGACAAGGAUGCCUUGAGUUGGACAGCUCUCAUCUCAGGCUUCGCAAUGCAUGGAUAUGCAGACAAGGCAGUCGAAUACUUCACCCACAUGUUAUCCACUAGGAUAACCCCUCGUGACAUCACGUUUACCGCAGUUCUUUCGGCUUGCAGCCAUGGAGGCUUGGUAAAAAAAGGGCAAGACAUAUUCGACAGCAUGCAGAGAGAUCAUAACAUUCAGCCUAGGCUCGAACACUAUGGCUGCAUUGUCGAUCUACUGGGUCGAGCUGGGAAGCUAGCGGAAGCUGAGAAGUUUAUCCUCGACAUGCCGAUCAAGCCUAACGCACCGAUUUGGGGAGCAUUGCUCGGCGCCUGCAAGAUACACAGAAAUGCCGUUGUGGCUGAAAGGGUCGGCAAGAUCCUGAUCGAGUUGCAACCCGAGCACAGUGGCUACUACGUAUUGUUGUCCAACAUUUAUGCACGGGCGAACCGGUGGAAGAAUGUCGAGAAGAUGAGGGUGGUGAUGAAAGAGAAGGGAGUGACUAAAGCGCCUGGUUAUAGCUUGAUCGAGUUUGAUGGUGUAGUACAUAGAUUCACCAUAGGAGAGAAGGCUCACCCGGAAAUCGAGGAGAUCGAGAGGAUGUGGGAAGAUAUAGUAAAGAAGAUUAGGGUUGUAGGUUACCUGGGUAACACGGAUGAUGCUCUGUUUGAUGUAGAGGAAGAAGAGAAAGAAAGUGUUAUUUAUCGACACAGCGAGAAGCUUGCAAUUGCUUAUGGGCUCAUGAAGAGUAGAGAUAGAGGUAAGCCUAUUAGGAUAGUAAAGAACUUGAGGUUCUGCGAGGAUUGUCAUACAGCUACUAAGUUGAUAUCUAAGGUUUAUGAGAGGGAGUUUAUUGUUAGGGAUAGGAAUAGGUUCCAUCAUUUUAGAGAUGGAACUUGUUCUUGCAUGGAUUAUUGGUAAUGGAAAGUUGAGAAUCAAGGUAUGAAUUAUGUAGCGUUAACUCGAUCGGACUUGUUCUUUAGCUGCACCAGUUCUGUCACUUGUGCGUUAAAGUGAUUUUCUUGUAUCGGCCUCUAUUAACAAUUUUAGUCUAUUGUAGCGUAGUGCUAUAUUUUCUCUUCACUUCCAUAUACUUAUUCUCUAAUAUGUCUCUUUGGUAAUUGGUAUAGAGAAUCUGGAAUUCUCGAAAUAAACUGGUUUUUAAUAU